Messenger RNA from Micropterus salmoides (largemouth bass), 3448 nucleotides. Its product is annotated as small conductance calcium-activated potassium channel protein 1-like. Gene Ontology annotation, cellular component: neuronal cell body; neuron projection; plasma membrane. The transcript is spliced from 9 exons. Bases 1 to 2058 code for a protein of 685 amino acids. Gene Ontology annotation, biological process: potassium ion transmembrane transport. Gene Ontology annotation, molecular function: small conductance calcium-activated potassium channel activity; calmodulin binding. The record is from RefSeq and is a predicted model, not a curated record. Lineage: Eukaryota; Metazoa; Chordata; Actinopteri; Centrarchiformes; Centrarchidae.
AUGGAGCACUCCCCGUCUAUGAGCUUGUCAGUGGUGGAUGGAGAUGAGGUGGAGGACCAGCGGCCACUCCUCCCACCACGCAUGGUCCCUCCACCUCAGGCCUGCUCUCCGCAAUGUGGGAUACACCAAAACAUCCAAACAUCAGCUGAUCACACCGUGUGGCUGGACAGAACCCAGGCCAUGGCCACCACACCUUUAUACAACGGCCACCUUUAUGUGACACCUUCACCACACUCCAACAGGAGGGGAGACAAAGGCAAAGAUAAGAAAUGUGAGAAAAGGUCUGGGGGGAGUAGACAAAAUCCAGCACGCAAGGAGCAUAAUCACCAGUGCAAAGCCAGAAACGCAGGAGCUCACAGACUUCAGGAGAAAGUUACCUCUUUCACUGACAUCCCUGUGUCUCCCUGCGAGUCACCCUUUAAGAGCCCCCGCAGGUCACACAUAGACAUCAAGGAGGGCAGAGGGCGCCGCAAGUCAGCCAACGUUUCUUUGGAAAUGCACGAUCGCCAGAGUCUCCCAGAGAUCAUCAUCACCAGUAAAGAUGAUGACUUACGGCCACAAAAUGAUAAGUCCCAGUAUCACCAGGACUUGUCUGAGGCCAAAGGCCUGCUGCCAGGAGCCGAGCAUCCCAGUCCGAGCCCCAUUCCCAGUUCCAGUUCCGGUUCCCAUCCCAGCCCAAAAAAAGUGGACGCCAAGGACGACCCAUACUGGAAGACCCACAACAUCGGCUGGCGACUGGUACACAGGAGGGCUCUGUUUUUGAGGAGGCAGCGGCUGAACGACUGCGCCCUGGCGGUUGGGAUAUUCGGGGUGGUCCUGAUGGUGACGGAGACAGAGCUCUCCUGGAGCGUCUACAGCAAGAGCUCUAUCUACUCCCUCACACUCAAAUCCAUCAUCAGUUUCUCUACAAUUAUCCUGUUGGGCCUCAUCAUAGCGUACCACUGCUGUGAGGUGCAGCUCUACGUUCACGAUAUUGGUGCAGAGGAUUGGCGGAUUGCAAUGACAACCGACCGUCUGGCUCUGGUAGCCCUGGAGUUGGCAGCAGUGGCCAUUCACCCCUAUCCAGUGGGUCUGGUUGCGUACUUCCAGCAGACCUUCCAGCACACCCCGGGUCGCCUGUCGCUGUCAGAGACAGAGCUGGAAAUCAUCCUGGCUCUGCCCAUGUUCCUGCGGCUCUACCUGCUGGGCCGGGCCAUGAUGCUACACAGCCGCCUCUUUACUGACACCGCAUCUCGCAGUAUUGGAGCACUCAACAAGAUACACUUCAACACCCGGUUUGUGGGGAAAACGCUGAUGACCACCUACCCCGGGACUGUGCUGAUGAUUUUCAGCGUCUCUCUGUGGAUUGUGGCAGCGUGGGGCUUACAUGUUUGUGAGAGACACCACAACUACAGAGACCUGAGCAGCAACUACAUGGAGGCCUUGUGGAUGGUCUCUGUCACCUUCUUAUCCAUCGGUUAUGGAGACGUGGUGCCUCAUACCUACUGUGGUCGCAGCAUCUGUCUCCUCACUGGGAUAAUGGGAGCAGGCUGCACAGUCCUGGUGGUGGCGGUGGUUGCCAGGAAGCUGGAGUUGACCAGAGCAGAGAAACAUGUUCACAACUUCAUGAUGGACUCCCACAUCUCCAAGAGGAUAAAAAUUGCUGCAGCAAAUGUGCUGAGAGAGACUUGGCUUAUCUACAAACAUACUAAGCUGUCAAGAGAAAGAGACCACACCAGAGUCCGAAUGCACCAGAGAAAGCUGCUUCUGGCCAUCCACCAGCUGCGGCGAGUGAAGAUAGAGAAGAGGAUACUUGCAGACCAGGGCAACACACUUGUGGACCUCUGCAAGAUGCAGAACAUGAUGUAUGACGUGCUGUCGGAGGUGCAAGGCUGCAGGGGGGAACUGGACACACACAUUCACAUACUGGAGAAGCAUGUGGAAGAGCUGAGGGAGGGCUUCAAGAGCCUGAUGCCGCUCCUCUCCAACACCCUAUCCACGCAGAACUCCUCCAUCCGCCACCUGCUCAGGGAGAGGGAGGUGAAGACAGAGACUGCGAGUGCGAGUGUAGACAGGUAGAGAGAGGCUGAGGGAGGUGAUGGGGAGAAAUAAAGGCUUCUCAGGUACUCCUGGAGAUUUCUGUCUAUAAUGCAGCUGAAAUGAUCAUUUUGGGACAUUUUUCUUACAGAGUUGGACAGAUAGGUGUUAAUUACAAGGUGUAGGCUGUCCAGAAGUAUGUAAAAUUGUAUUAAUAGAAACGGCUUUGUGUAGAGAAAAUACCAUAAAACCAAAAAGUAGAAAUUAGUCAUUAUUCACUUCAUAUGAAGGAUUUUUGUAUCUCUCCUGUAGUGACAGAAAAUAACAACAUGCCAAUGAUUUGUGAACAUUUGAUUAUACCAGAGCUGCAAUGAUUAGUCGACUGAGAAAAUACAGAUGGGUGAAGUGUCUCAGUAUUGAGUCACGUUAUCAUGAGCACUCAUCAUGAACACUAUUCCUCCACAAGAUAUUCCCUUAUUUAUAUAAUGUAUACAACCUUUAUGUAAUCAGGUAUUCUCAUUGAGAUCAAGAUAUAUUUUGUAAGAGACCAGAGUACAGCAAACAAGCAUUGCUAGACGUAACAAAUGGACAUAUCACAGACAGUCACUAAAUAGAUUUAAAGAUGAAAGUUUAUGUAGAUGUUAUUAGAGAGCAGUCUUUCUUUUCUUAUAGGUGUAAAACUAGGUUGAAAUCUGGUGACUAAAAAAUAAAAAAAAUUCACACUCACCAAAUCGUUCAGGGAAGCCUGGUGUACAGCAUUUGAUGUUUCUCCACAUUUAUUCAGUUUUUUUAUUUGUCCCAUCUUUAACUAUUACGACCAAUUGUUUAAGGAUUUUUGUCAAGCAGAAAUGCCAAAUAUUCAGUUUUGUUGGGGUUUUGGACUGCCAGAAAAAAUAACCUGUUUUAAGAUAUUGUGAUGGGCAUUCCCCCCCCCCCACGUCUUACAGACCAUCUGAUAACUGAUUGAUUAUCUAAUCACAUUGAUAAUGAAUAUAAUUGUAAGCCCUUACCAUCAUCACUCCCAAUGUCAGUCGUUAUCCCUGUGAGAACUGCAAUUUUCUGACAAUAAAAACUGCAUUUAAAUAGUUUUAUUAUAAUAUAAAGAUGUAAACCUACAUGCAGAUAUCCUGUAGUACUUUCUAAUAAAAAUGAUGACUAUUGCCUUUGUUUUAUGUAUGAUGGAUCCUUACACAAUCCUUUCCUCGAAACAGGAAAAUAACCACACACUAACCAGUCCACUAGCCAAAACAAUAUUUUAUUAAGAGAGACAGGGUUGGAGGGUGGAGUUACAGCAACAACCGAUCUGUCGACAUGAACAGUGGAAAUUCAUCUGCUGUCCAGUCCAUCUGCUGUCCAGUCCGUCUUCAAGUCUCGUCUCAGAUCAGACCGCAGGGUCUGCCGCCGUCUCUGGGGCAUUAGAGCUGAUAUCAAC